GGUCAACGCUUCGCUAUCACAGCUAACAUGGCUGCUGCUGUGUUACUGUUUUAAUUGUUCGUGGUGUUUCGUCGGAUAUCGAAACAAAGGCGCCAUGAAAAGACGGAGAAGGCGACUUUCUCCUGAGGAAGAUGCCUUGGAGCACAUAGUUGCUUAUACAGAUAAACCCUUCCUGGAGGAAAGGUUUAUAGAUCCCUCUAAAGGGAGAGGUCUGUUCACCCUUGAAUCCAUUGAACCAAACACCUUUGUUGUUGAAUAUCGAGGAAACAUUUUUCCCCUCAAAGAAUUGUCCAAGGAGAAAUGUGGAGAUACUCUGAACAAUUAUGUGUUUGAAUUUUUAUGGAAGGAUGAAUACUGGUGCAUCGAUGCUUCGAAAGAAGAUGGGACUUUUGGAAGACUUGUGAAUGACGAUCACAGAAAUCCAAACUGCAAAUUAAGGAAAAUAAUUUAUGAGGGGAAACCACAUGUGUGCUUGUUUGCUCUGAAGAAGAUAUACCCAGGAGAUGAGAUUACGUUUGACUACGGGGAAUCCUCUUACCCGUGGCGCUCAAAUAAUUCCUCUGAUGAACUAGUGACUUCACAGACAGAUGUAAAUUCUUCUUCACCAUCAAAGUGCAGUCAGGAAAAGUGCUUGAAAGGUUCCACUUCUCAAGAGUCCUACUCUGAAGUGUCACAGCCUGAAGAUGCUUUCCAUAGCCAGGAGGAGGAUAAGACCUCUUCCAGCUCUGAAGGAGGAGAAUCUGAUGGAGACUACACCCCUAAUGAGGCUUCACCAAAGCCAAGACGCUCUCCUUGCACAAAAAAACAUAGCUGUUAUGUUUGUGGGAAGGUUGUAUCGAAACUUGGUCAUCACUUUUUGAUGCAUCGGAAAGAGGAGGCUGAAAUUGCCGAAUUGUAUUGCUUACCCUCAUACUCAAAGGAACGAAAGAAGUUAUUUCAGAAGUUACAGGAUAGAGGAAAUGCGAAACAUCAAAGAUCAGAGAGUGACGGUGGAGAAGUGUCUUUGACAAGACAGCUUGAAUCAAGUGUUGUCAUGAAUGCUGAAGUCGUUGUGCACAGUCAGAAGACAGAAGAUGCUCAAAAAAUGACACCUGGUGUACGGGGAAUGCUUAUCAGAAUGAAGCAAGAUGAGAUUACAUUUGCAGUUCAGAAUGACCCCCUUCUACUGCAGCUGGCACAGUCUUUGUGUGACAACUAUGAAAAUACUGCAGACCACGCACACCAUGACUUCACCACAAAUACUCUGAGGGAACUGGGAAAACUCUUGUUAAUACUGAGAAAAAAGUCUGUAUUUUGCUUUGAAGAUGCUGUCAAGGCCAAGAAUUUUUGCAAGGUCGUUGAAGCUGUGAAAGACUUCUCUGGGUUCAGUAAAGUCACACAGACCUAUAAUAAUCCAGCUGUUGCACAGAAAUUAGGAAAUCUCGUGAGGAAAUUAGGCGAAUUUGUCCUCAGUAAAACUGGCAACGAUGAGCAGCUGAGAAGCGAUACGGAAAAAUUUAUUAAAUUGUGUACACAUUGGCAACAACUUGUGUCUCAAGCAACCACUUCUAAAUUGAAUGGGCCGAAAUUAAACAACCCAUCUACCGUACCAUUCAUUCAUGAUGUGCAGCUUUUCUACAAGUGUCUCGAGACAACAUUAACUUCUGCUGUUGAAAGUCUGAAGACGCAUGAAGCCCCUUGUUUUUAUAAUGCACUUGCCAGCGUGACUGUUGCCCAGGUGUCUGUCCUAAACAAAUGUGCAUCAGAAGUUUCAGAAAUGACAUUGAAGUCAUUUGAGGAAAAAGAGACCACACAAGUGUUGUCUAAGCACUUCAUCAGAGUAAGCAUUGGCAAGACCAACCAAAAGGAUACCGUUUUGUUGACUACUGAACUUGUUGAUGCAAUAACAUUGCUGGUAAAUAAGAGGGAUGCAUGUGGUGUGCAUAGAGAAAAUGCUUUCUUAUUUGCAAAGCCAGACUUCAGUGCUGCCAGCUUCUAUCAAGGAAACACCUGCAUCAGGAUUUUUGCCACUCAGUGUGGUGCAGCAAAGCCCGAGUAUCUCAGGGCUAAGGAGUUCUACAAGCACAUUACAAGAAUAUUCCAGAUUCUUAACCUUGAAAAUGAUGAGCUUGAUCAGCUAGCCAACUUGCUAGGUCAUAGUAUUCAAUCGAAAAAGGAGUAUUAUCGCUUGCCAGAGGCAGCUGCAGACAUCGCCAAAAUUUCAAAAUUGCUGCUGACAAAGGAGAAAGGAUCUCUUGAAAGAACCCAAGGACAGUCCCUCAGUGGAGUUGAGUUUGUGGAGGAGCUGGAGCCAGACACAGAGCAGAGUAACUUUGAAAACAAUGAUACUGAAGAGGAAGAAGAGACAAAGGAAGAACCUGGUUGUUCAGAUGUAGCAAAACGUCAAGAAAGACAGCUGACGCCUGAAGAUGAUGCCCUGGAGCACAUAGCUGCUUGUAGAGACAAACUGUUUCUAGAGGAAAGGUUUAUAGACUUCAGCAAAGGUAGAGGUGUUUUCACUCUUGAGACCAUUGAACCAAACACCUUUGUUGUUGAAUAUCAAGGAAACAUCAUUUCUCACCCUGAAACCCAUGAGACAAGUUUUGUUGAUACCCUAAACAAUUACGUUUUUGACUUUUCAUGGAAUGGAACAAAGUGGUGGUAAGUGCACAGCUUGUUCAGUUUUGCAUGCUAUCUGUAUUGUGUUGAGGAGACCUUGCAGAGUACUACUACUUAAAGAAAAACUGUGAACAAUGUCUAUAACU
Messenger RNA from Thalassophryne amazonica, 2744 nucleotides. RefSeq lists its product as uncharacterized. The record is from RefSeq and is a predicted model, not a curated record. Bases 95 to 2644 code for a protein of 849 amino acids. Gene Ontology annotation, molecular function: protein binding. The transcript has 9 exons. Lineage: Eukaryota; Metazoa; Chordata; Actinopteri; Batrachoidiformes; Batrachoididae.